This is a messenger RNA of Trichoderma virens Gv29-8, 813 nucleotides long. RefSeq lists its product as uncharacterized. NCBI's taxonomy places the organism in Eukaryota, Fungi, Ascomycota, Sordariomycetes, Hypocreales, Hypocreaceae. The transcript has 2 exons. The coding region runs from base 1 to 813 and encodes 270 amino acids. The record is from RefSeq and is a predicted model, not a curated record. Gene Ontology annotation, cellular component: nucleus; cytoplasm.
AUGUCAUCAGCAUCUACGCCCAUUGGCACGCCUCGGCCUGAACAGCAGGCUCAGAAGAAUGGCGCAAAGAAGGAGGUCAAGAUAUUAAUGAUUCACGGCUACACACAAUCAGGCGCCCUCUUCCGCGCAAAAACCCGCGCCAUGGAAAAACUCCUCGCCAAAACCCUCGCCCCAAUCUCCCUCCUCCCCGUCCUCUUCUACCCAACAGGCCCCAACCGCCUCCUCCCUUCCGACACCCCGGGCUUCAAGUCCUCCGCCGAGUCCCAGGGCGGCGACGACCCUUCUGCCGACGACCUCCCCGACACCUGGGGCUGGUUCCGCAAGGACGACGCCACCAACUCGUACCGCCUCUUUGACGAGGGCAUGGCCGUCAUUGCCGAUGCGAUUCGUGAGGCUGGCGGUAUUGAUGGCAUCUGUGGGUUCAGUCAGGGAGGUGCCAUGACGGGCUUCGUCGCUGCUGCUUUAGAGCCGUCGAGGACUGUCCUGGAUGGACCAAAGGGCGACUGGGCUCGUAAGCUGCGAGAGGCGAAUGGCGGCCGGCCGGUCAAGUUUGCCAUUUCUUAUUCCGGCUUUUAUGCCGCUGUUCCUGAGCUGGAGUGGCUGUAUGAGCCCAAGAUCAAGACGCCGACGCUGCACUACAUCGGUAGUCUCGACACUGUUGUCGACGAGAGCCGUAGCCAGGGAUUGGUGGAUCGAUGUGAGGAGCCCGUCGUUGUCGUUCACCCCGGCGGCCAUCACGUCCCCGUGUCCAAGGAGUGGGUGAUGCCCCUGGCCGGAUUCAUAAAAAACCACGCCAGCGGCAACGAGGAGUAA